AUGGCGCCCAGGGCCUCAGGCCGCAGGCGCCAUCUUGAGCUGGGCCGCGCGGGCAGCAAUGGGGAGAGGGAGGCCGCGGCCAUUUUCCCUCGCGCCUACCUGAAGGCGCGGCCCCGCCUCUUCCCCCGGCGCAGGCGCGGGGCGGCCUCUCGGCCGUCAGUUGGGCGGCGGAACCGUGAGGGGCGGACGCGCGGACUUUGGGGGCGCGCAGAAUUUGGGGACGCGCCGAGUUUUGGGGCUCGCUGUCGCUACCGGCGCCACGACCGGCACCGCCACCGGGGCCAGGGCCGCCACCGGCACCGCGGCCGCCAUGGAGGCCCGGGCCCGCCGCGCUGCCCGCGGCACGGGGAGCCGCUGCGGCUUUACUGCGUGCAGGACCGGCGCGCCGUGUGUGUGGUGUGCCACCUGUCCCGCGAGCACCGCGCCCACACCGUGCUGCCCGCCGAGGAGGCGGCCCACGCCGCGGAGGAGGUGCCCCAGGAGCACCUGAGCUCCCUGAGGAAAGGGCGUGAGGAGGCCAAGGCUGAGCGGGAGCGGCAGAGCGAGGAGCUGCUGAAGCAGACGGAGGUGGAGCGGCAGAAGAUCGUGGCCGAGUGCAAGGAGCUGCGGGCGUUCCUGGAGGAGAAGGAGCAGCUCCUGCUCUCCCGGCUGGAGGAGCUGGAGAGGGACAUUGGGCGCCGGAGGGACGAGAGCGUGGCCAGGCUGGCUGAGGACAUUGCCCAGCUGGACAAGCUCCUGGCAGAGCAGGGCGGCGGGGACAGCGGGACAGGGAGCACACCUGGCGAGGGUGUCGUCCCAGUUGGCAGCAGCCUGGAGAGCUGGAUGUUCCUCAAGCCUGAGCCUGGCUUUUCUGAGCUGGAGAAGAAGCUGAAGAGUUUUUCCCAGAAGAGCGCAGUGCUCAAGGAAGUGCUGCUGGAAUUCAAGGAAAACCUGCGCUUUGAGCUGGAGAAUGACACAGGUGAGCUCUCCCUGGACCCUGACACGGCCAACCCUUACCUGGUGCUGUCGGAGGACAAGCGCAGCGUGCGGCUCCGCGGGGCUCCCCAGGAGCUGCCGGCUCACCCCAAACGUUUCGACUACGCCUUCUGCGUCCUGGCCUCCGAGGGCUUCUCUGCUGGCCGCCACUACUGGGAGGUGGAGGUGGGAGACGGGGAGAGCUGGGUGCUGGGCGCCGCCCGCGAGUCCGUGCGCCGCAAGGAGAAAGUCGACUUCGCCCCCGAGGAGGGGAUUUGGGCGGUGGGGCUCAACUGGAAGGGUAAAAAUUGGGAUCAGUACCAGGCGUUCACCUCUCCCGAGACGCCGCUGUCCCUUUGCGAGCGGCCGCGCAAGAUCGGGGUGUACCUGGACUACGAGGGCGGGUGGGUGGCGUUCUACAACGCUGACAACAUGGCUCCCAUCUUCACCUUCACCGCCGCCUUCUCCGAGAGGAUCUUCCCGUUUUUCUGGCUCUUUUACGUGGGCUCCUCGCUGUCCCUCUGCAACUGAGCCCGCCCCGCUCACUGAUGGUGUCCCCUCUCCCCUGCCAUCCUUAGGUUUUCCUUUGCUUCCAAGCAAAACACCCCAAAUCUUGCCCUUGGCUGUUCAGGGGGGCAUUUUUUUCCUGUUGCAGUUCAAAGUUUGGAGUCUUUUUACCCUCAAAAUAUUCCUCAGGGGGGUUGGUUGGUGAGGGGAUGCUACUUAAGCACCCCUUCCCUAUUGCUGGUUAAACACCCCUGUAGUUCAUUUCGUGUUUUUCUUUGGAGUUGGAGCCCCGUGAAACAGGGAGAGGCUGAUCCCAUCCUACUUCGAAUAGUAGCCAAAGCUUUGUGUCCCCCCUAAAAUACUGUGUGGAGAGGAGGGGUGUCGCCCCCCCAGUUUGGACACCGUUGCUUUGCAAGUCAUCUUUACCCACCCCAUCCUGUCUCAUCCCAUCCCAUUCCCCCUGGGGAAAGGGCCAAGCCCGUCCUGCUGUUGCUGAGUGAUCCCCCUCUCUCAUCUAUUGCCCCCCCAUUGUCCCCCCUCCUUUUGUCCCCAUCUCCCCCAUUUAGCCCCCCCCUCUUUGCCCCCCCCAUGUCCCUCUUUACCUC
Molecule: messenger RNA, 2066 nt
Organism: Onychostruthus taczanowskii (white-rumped snowfinch)
Lineage: Eukaryota; Metazoa; Chordata; Aves; Passeriformes; Passeridae
Product: E3 ubiquitin-protein ligase TRIM7-like
Exons: 8
Coding region: 1-1485 (494 amino acids)
Molecular function (GO): protein binding; zinc ion binding
Source: RefSeq, a predicted model, not a curated record